UUAAGAAAACUGUUUUACCUCAAUUGAAGGAGCACCAAGAAGCUGUGAUAUCUUUGAUUGACCAAUAUUUAAAAGCUGUUUGUAAAAUCUACAGUGGGCAGAAAGCAAUAAGGGUGAAGCAAGCUAUUGACAGACAAAAAAUGCUGAGGUUAGAAAGUGAUUUUAAAGAAAGAAAAAGUUCUGUUGGAGAAGACACGUUUCCUAAACCACUAGAAGUUGAAAACACGAAACCAUCUUCUGGUUCAGAGCUAGCUUUGGUAAAUGACUACGUAGCCACAGAACCUCAAGACUUGGACAUUUCUCCAGAAGAAUUUCAAAUGUUUGAAGAAGAAAACCAAAGAUUGUAUGAUGACAUGAAUACACUUGUUGAUGAAGUUCGAGAAAUAGAAGGAAAAGUGGUAGAGAUAGGAAAGUUGCAGCAAAUACUUUCUGAAAAGGUUCUUCAGCAGGAUCAAGACAUAAAUAGGAUAUCUGACACUGUUAUGGGCACAACAGAGAACAUUAAAGAAGGAAAUGAAGAAAUACGUGAAGCAAUGAAGAAAAAUGCCAGUUUCAGAGUGUGGAUUUUGUUUAUUCUAAUUGUGUUGUCCUUUUCCUUACUCUUUUUAGAUUGGUAUAGCCCUUAAGUAAAAAAAAAAUAUUUAAUUGUACAUAUAUUUAAUAAAAAAUAUAUAUUUUAUUUCACAUGAA
This is a messenger RNA of Uloborus diversus, 690 nucleotides long. Its product is annotated as syntaxin-18-like. Gene Ontology annotation, biological process: retrograde vesicle-mediated transport, Golgi to endoplasmic reticulum. NCBI's taxonomy places the organism in Eukaryota, Metazoa, Arthropoda, Arachnida, Araneae, Uloboridae. The record is from RefSeq and is a predicted model, not a curated record. Gene Ontology annotation, cellular component: SNARE complex; endoplasmic reticulum.